AUUCCUCGCUUUGCGCAAAUGGUCGUCAGUGUCUUCUGCAAACAAGGUUUCUCACAGUCUCACAAACGCAAUCGCUAGCGAUAAGCUAGCUUCGCUAAAAUGGAGAGGCGGGCGCAGGCCGAGCUGGACCUUGAGCUCAGGCUCCUUCCCGGCGACUCGGAUCCGGAGCCGCUCGGCUUCUUCGUCUGCACCUACUGCGACCGCAAGUUCUACACCUCGCAGGCGCUCGGCGGCCACCAGAACGCGCAUAAGUACGAGCGCACCCUCGCCAAGCGCCGCCGGGAGAUCGCCGCCGCCAUGCGCGCGCACGGGGCGCCUGCGGUGGCCGCCUGGGCCGCCGCCGCUGCCGCCACGAGGACCGGCUGUGCUGGGACUGUCAACGUCGCUGCUGGAGGUGACCCUGGCAGAGAGAGGCUGCGGGAAGUGCAGCAAGCCGUUCUGUCGCCAGAGCAAUCGUCUCGCCUGCUGCUGCGCGACAAGAAGAGCUCGUCGUCGGAGUACGGCGUCGAGCGCCACGGCGAGCUGGACUUGAGCCUCAGGCUAUGAUGUGGGUUGUUUCUCUAGCACCUCUUGUUUCUCGCUUGCUUGAUUAAUCCGAUCUCUGUAUGCUAGAUCAAGAAUAUAUGUUCUUCGAUUAUAUAUUACAGUGUACAGUAUUAAGCUGUCUCGUAGAUUCACCGGUGUCUCCUGCAUACAUAUAUUCAUUUCUUGGCAACGAAAUAAGGAUGAUU
Sorghum bicolor (sorghum) is the source of this 731-nucleotide messenger RNA. RefSeq lists its product as uncharacterized. Gene Ontology annotation, molecular function: DNA-binding transcription factor activity. The transcript has a single exon. Lineage: Eukaryota; Viridiplantae; Streptophyta; Magnoliopsida; Poales; Poaceae. Bases 100 to 546 code for a protein of 148 amino acids. The record is from RefSeq and is a predicted model, not a curated record.